UAUCUCUGCUUUUACUCACCUUUUAAGGCCUGUUUUAUGUAACUCUGUGGUUUAAUGUGUUUCUUUUCAGCUCAGAUAAAAGCCAAGUUUAUAUCAGAAGUGGUCAGUGUAAGCUAAGACCCAAACUAUUGUUAAAAUCUUGAUAGAAGCUUUUCAAUCGUUGGAUGCAAGUGAAGUUCUUUCGGUUUAGAAUGAUUAUAUUUCAUGUUUUAGGAUGGUUAGGAUGCGUCUGACAUGUGAACGGAUAAUUUCACACAUUUUAACUAAUAGUGAAAUAAUUUGCUUAAGAAAACGCGAAAUAAAUUAUACACGCUUUGCUGGAUCAGACUUGUGGAUGGAUACCUGAUACAUGUGUGUUUUGAAUACAGUUUCCAGAUUAAGAUGAUUUAUAGUUUGGGCAGAGGAAAAGUGAAUAAAUGUAUAGCACAGAGGAGGGACAGGGAGUAUAUAUGUUACUCGUUACAAAGGAAGGACAGUGAAUACAUGGGUACAAGGAUACUGAGGUUAGAGCUGCCAGGAAAAACAAGGCCUAAGACCAAAGAGGAGAAUAUGUGGAUGUAGUUCGAGAGGACAUUAAAGGUGCACUAUGUAGCUUUUCUUUUGGGUGGUCUGUCACAUGCAUGGUUGCCUCUAUGAAUAUUAUUGUGCUGUCUGGACUGCUCCACAGACAUUAAAUAUAACUGUCUUACAUUUACAAAAUGUAAACAUGUUUUUGUUUUGUUUUUUAACUGUGUGGGGAUGAGAUCGCCUGUCCACAGAUCUGGCCUGAUGGUGUAACCUUCUUGUUUCCUUGGAGAUAUCAGGCAGUCAUCAUGUGCUGUUUGCAGUGAUGUUGCCGCUGAAGGAGAAGGACAAAGCUCUGGUUCAGAAGCUGCUGUCGUCUGGCUGUUGUCCUCGGUGUGUCCUGCGCUUCUGCUGCAUCAACGUCCAGUCCCUUUACAAGAGACUGCCCCAGGAACUACUUAAGGAGCUCAAAGAGUUCAUUGGUGAUGGUGAAAGCUCAACAGGAAAAACCAUAGAGAAUAAGAGCCUAUCAGAUGCAGGCACUGAACAGGAAGCAGAUGAAGCCCCGCCCCCAAAGCGUUUCAAACCAGAGGAGACUGAACCAACGAGAGAAGAGGAGAGUCCCAUAUGUCCAGUAUGUCUGGGGGUCUUACAGGAGCACUGCGACCAAACUCUGGCCUCAAAGGUGGCAGAAGCAAUAAAAACAGAAAAUUAUGAAUUUGACUCCUUGGUUUUGUCAGUGUCUCUUCCUGCUCAGCUCUGUGUUCGAGAGCAUUCGUGUUGGCUUCAUGUAAAGACUGAAGUGAGAACAAAGAGUCUUGUAUUGGGAAAAGACGAUGUGAUUCAGGUGAAAGAAGCGUUCAAGUGGGUCAUGCAGAGUCUGGUCUCAAAGACACUAGGGGGUGCUAUGGUGGUCUCAAAGAGUGCGUUUGAGGUCGGUGUAGAAUUUGUUCAUCCAGAUACUGACAAAGACUGCCAUUUUCUAGCAACAACGUGCCCAGACUGCUUCAAACCAACAAAAAAUAAAGAGUCAGUCUUCACACGUAUGGCUGUUGUCAAAGCCUUGGAGAAAAUUUCUGACACCAAUUUUUUGAAACACUACCCUUGCCCUCCCCCACGGCCCUCAUCUAGCUGUGUGUCACGGGAUGUGCAGUGUCUGCACACAUCAGUCUUCAUUGCAGGCAGGUACAAUAAGUUUUGCCGCACUUUACCACAGACACCGUGGCUCAUCAACGGAGAGCGGAGGAUGGAGUCUUCUGUGGAGGAGCUCAUUGCUGGACCAAUUCUGGAGACAUUUAGAGCCACAGGUUUUAAUUUUUCCUCAUCUGGCAGAGAAGACGUGGAUGUGAGAACACUUGGAAAUGGACGUCCAUUUGCGAUGGAACUGAUCAACCCUCACAAACCCAGGUUUAACAGGGACCAAAUAAAAAAGAUACAACAGACCAUAAAUGAUUCUUCUGACAAAAUCCGUGUUCGAGAUCUACAGAUAGUAUCCAGAGAUGCAAUGGGUCGAAUGAAGGAGGGAGAGGAAGAGAAGACUAAGUCAUACCGAGCUCUUGUCUGGACUCAAAAACCCAUUGAGAAAGAGGACAUCAUCUUUCUCAAUGACAUUAAGGAGCUGACCGUGGAUCAGAAAACCCCUCUGCGAGUGCUCCAUCGUCGUGCAUUGGCCGUGAGACCCAGAGUGAUCCACAGUAUGAGCUCAGAGUACAAGGACCCACACCACUUCUAUCUGGGGCUCAAGACACAGGCCGGCACAUACAUAAAGGAAUUUGUUCACGGAGAUUUCGGUCGAACCAAACCAAACAUGUGUCGACUGUUGCAGAUGGAGACAGACAUUUUAGAGCUGGAUGUAGAGUCUGUAGAUGUGGACUGGCCGCCUCCGAUACCAGAAUGAACCCCGACUUGAGCUGCGCUGAAAUGGACAAAUCAAACCUGACAGAAAACCAAAUGCCAGACCAGGGUCGUAGAAGAUACCUGGAUGAGAUGAGAUGUUAAUUUGGUCUUAAUGAGAGCAAGAGAGCUUUGAGCCUUUGUACUGUGAUCCUUAAGAGUAUCAAGUCUACAAAAAGUAUAGUAUAAAUUAUAUCAUGGACUUUUCAUUUGAACACUGAAAUAAAUCCUUAUUUGUUCAGAUUUCACUUUUAGUAAAUGUUCAAAGUGGUUAUUCACUCAUUUGGCCUUAUUUUCAAAAUUCUCUGUAUUCUGGUUCAAACAUUCUUGUGUAAGUACGUAUGACUGCUACAGACUGCUACAAUUCUAAAUCGUAAAAUUAAGUUAAAAAUCUUGCAUAAUUUUGGAUUAUUACCUCAGUCAGAAAAUUGUUUUCUUUGUGUGUAAAUUGUCCCUGCAUUUUGCAUUGAAUUCUGUGUGUUGAUGACAUAGAGGGAUUCCUUUUUUUCUUGAAAUAGUGAUAAAUGUUUACCACAGGUCGGUCCCCCAAACAAGAUAUUAAAAAAAAAAAAGGUCUUCAUAUGCACUUUGGAACAUUUGCAGGUAUCAGCGAUUCUUUAAGAAAAAGCCAAAGUGAAUAGUCAAGACACCAAAACCCCUGAAAUGUAUUUCCUUUUAAUUUAAUUCAAAAUAAAUACUACCACGGCAAUGCAAGUCCACUACUGGGUUCUUGCCCUAAUGUUUUGGUAAGAAAACAAACAAGCAACGAACAAACAGACAAUCCCCAAAAAUAAAACAAAACAAAAAAGACUUAGUUAAUGCAUCCAACAUCAUCAUCUUCAUCCAUUGACUUUCACUCAGGAGGUGCCAUUUUAAAACGACAUAGAGAAAACACUGUCUAGAAGAUGACAAACUUAAACUAUGGUACAAAAGUUAUGGAAUGGACCCGAUGAACCAGCACUGCAAAAAAUCAAUAUGGCCGCACUUUGCCGUUGUCUUUUUGUUAUUUUUUCAAGUUCAAGGGUAUAAAGUUUGUACGGCUUUCGCGGCAUCGAAGGGGAGGGUAGGAAGGAACAACAUUGUGAUACAAAGUCCCCAAGUUAUUCCCCAAAACAUAAAAUAAACGUGUACAAUAUC
This is a messenger RNA of Boleophthalmus pectinirostris (great blue-spotted mudskipper), 3534 nucleotides long. It is a transcript of the gene pus10, whose product is annotated as pseudouridine synthase 10. Gene Ontology annotation, molecular function: pseudouridine synthase activity; RNA binding. Gene Ontology annotation, biological process: tRNA pseudouridine synthesis. NCBI's taxonomy places the organism in Eukaryota, Metazoa, Chordata, Actinopteri, Gobiiformes, Gobiidae. The record is from RefSeq and is a predicted model, not a curated record. The transcript has 18 exons. Bases 830 to 2401 code for a protein of 523 amino acids.